Molecule: messenger RNA, 2040 nt
Organism: Talaromyces amestolkiae
Lineage: Eukaryota; Fungi; Ascomycota; Eurotiomycetes; Eurotiales; Trichocomaceae
Exons: 2
Coding region: 1-2040 (679 amino acids)
Source: RefSeq, a predicted model, not a curated record
AUGGAUAACUCUCACGUUUACGACCAAGGGUUCGACUUUGGUUCGUUUAUCAACUUCCCUGAAGACAACAACACGGACUUCCAAUUCCCCACUGAGGAUGUCUCUGCCGAUCUGAGCUUCUCGGACAUGCAGCUCAUCCCAGACAUGGACUUCUCCCAGUACGAUGCAAGUGUCAAUGCUUUUGACACCUUUGAGUAUCCUGCCUCUUCGGUCAAUGAGAGUCCCCUCACAGCCAAUUACGAAUCAUUUGCACCACAAGCGGAUGAAUUCCGUUUCCUCGUAGAUUCAUGGGCAUCUGCAGACCAACGCUCCCGCUCCAUGAAACAAAAAAGAAGAGACGCCGCCAUUGACCUGCAUUUGCAACGCUUCGCAACCACGCAUUCUGACUCUCAAUUGUUUCCCACCGAUUCGGAAUUCUCCUUCUCCGACUCGCCUUCAAACUCGUACUCCCAAUCAUCACAGCAGAGCCCGAUUGCGAGCACACCAGUCUCUUCAGCAUCUCACAGCGAUAAGUCGGUCCCUCAGACCGGUGGCCAGGAGCUUGUGUUUGACAUCAAUCUGAACACGGCUAAGAAUUUGCCAAAAAAACAGAAGAAGCGCACUCAAGCUCAGAUAGAAGACUACAUCAACGCUCGCCGGAACGGCGCUUGCCUCAAGCACAAGAAACAACACAAGAAGUGCAACUGCCACGAGAAACAAUCAGCAAAGGUUGCAUUGGAAACCAAGAGAAAACGCAAGGCAACCUUGUCCAAGGCUGCUAGGCCUGCACCAGGAUUAGUGACUACUUCACCAUCUGAGACUCCAUCUACUACUUCUCGGUCAUCUUUCUCGCCAUCCUUAUUUUCUCAAGUUGAUAGCCAAUCGUUCAACGAGGAGAUUGACUCCGCCUUGGCAAGCUUGGAUGACUUGAAUGACAUGGAGCGAUGGGCAAACUUGGUAUCGCAUACAUCAACAGCAGAUGCAGCCCAACUUUAUCAAACAGAGUCAUAUGGCAUUUCACCUGCUCGUCACCGUACCAUCAACACGCCGGAGGUAUCCACAAAUCUACAAACCAAUUUUGGAUACUUGCCACAGCGGGACGAAUCCUUCAAUCACUUGCUUGGACUACGGGAUGGCAUCAGCGAUGGCGGCUCAUACAAUGCUGGCGGACUAGUCACGACAGGAGGACUAUCAGCCCUGGAAGUAGGCACGUCUGGCCUCACGCCGAAUAUUUCAUCUGGACAGGAAGCUGUACAGACAACAGGACUUACAAGACUAGCAAACGCACAAGGACUGGUGUCCACCCCGACCCAACAGGUGCUACCAACGAAUGUCUCGCUGGUUCAUUCAGAAACGUCGCCGCGACAACCGGGCGGCGCAUCUACUCCAGUGCAGAAUACUUCGUCUGUACGGCUAGGCUCAUUGGAAUCAACCACGAUGGUACUGCCAACCGCACAACAACAGCAAUCCACCUCGGUCCCGCAGAUGCUACCGACGACCAGCUCGCUGGUUCCACCGGCAGCAUCAUUGGGACGACCGGUCCACCAAGGACCAGUGGAAAUUGUUGUGCCAGCGUCAAGCGUGGUUCGACAGACAGUGCCAACUUCAAGCUUACUACCACUGUCUUCGACAGCAAUGCCUCGACUUUCGACGGUUGCGCCUUCAUCUGUUGCUCCAGUGCUAUCGACAUGGCAAGAGGCUCCAGCUCCAUCAGCAGUGAUGGUGCUCUCGGCAAUCCUCGCCCCGGAACUGCAAACUCUGUUCAGCGGACUACAAGCAUCAAACCCUCUCAGUGCAAUGUUCAAAGACGCCCCACAGACCGGGUAUCUGGCAGUUCAGGAAUUCUACAGAGUUUCUACAGUCAUUUUAUCCGCGGUGUACUGGAUGUCAAAACUUUGUGUCGAGGCUUUCCAAGGCAUGCAACAAGUUGCGAUGCUGUUUCAGUCGACAUUGUAUAAUAUCGCCGAGCGAUUCCACCAACGCAAGCCUGUGACGAAUACUUGUGCCUCGGUGUUGUCUACUUCGCUAUCUUUAGGUCGCCCGAUGGCUCUGCAAGUUUGA